AUGGCCGGAAGAGAGCAGCCAUACGAUCCGUAUAUCCCGUCAGGCAGUAAUGGGCAGACUGGGGGACAACAUGAGGGAGGAAAUGCAAGGACAGCAGCUAUUCAGUCCCAAAUCGAUGAUACAGUCAAUGUUAUGAAAAAGAAUCUGGAAUCCGUUGCGCAGCGUGGGGAGCAUAUUGAUCAGCUUCAAGACAAGUCAGAGAAUCUCAACCAGUCGGCUCAAGGCUUUCGUCGAGGCGCGAAUCGUGUGCGCAAGCAGAUGUGGUGGAAGAACAUGAAGAUGAGGAUUUGGAUCAUUGUGGGAAUUAUCGUGCUACUGUUGAUCAUCAUUAUUCCCAGCGCUGUCGAUUCGGCUGACUACCCAAGUGGCCAACAUGAGUCCCUCCCGUCGAUGGACUCGGAUGCCCUUAACCUCGCAUCGAUGGGCUACGACCCUACUCUCCGCAGAAACUACUCCGUCAUCUCCGUUCUCGCUGUCGGGUUCUCGCUCACAAACUCCUGGUGGGGCAUCAGCGGCGCCCUCGUCACAGGUAUCAACUCUGGCGGCCCCGUCCUCUUCAUCUACGGCAUCAUGCUCAUCUGCUUGAUCUCCAUCUGUGUCGGCAUCUCACUGUCUGAGUUAGCGUCCGCGAUGCCAAAUGCGGGUGGCCAAUAUUUUUGGGCGAGUGAGCUUGCUCCCAGGGGGUGGGCUGAUCUCACAAGUUAUUUGACGGGAUGGUUUGCAUGGGCGGGAGCAAUCUUCACGAGCUCGAGUGUGGCAUUGGGGACGGCGAGUGCGAUUGUUGGGUGCUGGCAGUUGAGUCAUCCGGAUUUUACUCACGAGUGCCCGUCACUAGCUUUCAUAGUUGGCCUCAUAAACUGCAACUACUCCUUCGCCUGCCUCGACUGCGCCUGCCAUCUUGCGGAAGAGCUCCCCAAACCCGAGCGCGCCAUUCCCGUCGCCAUCCUGGGCACCGUCGCCAUCGGCUUCUUCACCAGCUGGUUCUACGUCAUCUCGCUUUUUUACUCCCUCAACGACCUUGACAAGGUCACCGGCACCUCAACACUCGUACCCUUGCUGGAGCUCUUCUACCAAGCCCUUGGCAACAAGGCCGGGGCUAUUGUCCUAGAGGCAUUGGUCGUGGCUACAGGAAUCUGGUGUCUUGUUGCAAGCCAUACGUGGCAAAGUCGCUUGUGUUGGAGCUUCGCAAGGGAUGGCGGGAUUCCGCUGCCCAGUUUGUGGGCAAGGGUGGAGACCGGACGGGGGGAUGUGCCGUUGGCAGCGCAUAGUUUGAGUUGCUUCCUGGUGGGGGCACUGGGAUUGUUGUAUCUGGGGAGCUCGACUGCAUUCAACAGCAUUGUUACUGCGGUGGUGGUGUUGUUGUAUGUAAGUUAUGCUAUACCAGUCAUUUGUUUGCUGGUCAAGGGAAGGGACAAUAUCAGGCAUGGGCCAUUUUGGUUGGGAAAGGUUGGAUUGCUGUCAAAUAUCGUGCUUCUGGUGUGGACGCUCUUCACGAUUGUGAUGUAUAGCUUUCCGUUUGCCAGACCCGUGGAGGCAUCUAUUUAUGCCGUUGUGGUUCUCAUCCUCACAAUCGACUGGUUUGCACGUGGACGACGGAACUAUCGUGGCCAGACGAGACGACACGAAGAUGCUGCCGCGAAGGUACCGAUAGAGGAGGAAAUAGGUGCCGCGAAGCAAUAG
This is a messenger RNA of Bacidia gigantensis, 1680 nucleotides long. RefSeq lists its product as uncharacterized. Gene Ontology annotation, molecular function: transmembrane transporter activity. Gene Ontology annotation, cellular component: membrane. The record is from RefSeq and is a predicted model, not a curated record. Lineage: Eukaryota; Fungi; Ascomycota; Lecanoromycetes; Lecanorales; Ramalinaceae. The transcript is spliced from 5 exons. Gene Ontology annotation, biological process: transmembrane transport; vesicle-mediated transport. The coding region runs from base 1 to 1680 and encodes 559 amino acids.